Molecule: messenger RNA, 1115 nt
Organism: Capsella rubella
Lineage: Eukaryota; Viridiplantae; Streptophyta; Magnoliopsida; Brassicales; Brassicaceae
Product: MADS-box protein AGL42
Exons: 8
Coding region: 324-953 (209 amino acids)
Biological process (GO): positive regulation of transcription by RNA polymerase II
Cellular component (GO): nucleus
Molecular function (GO): DNA-binding transcription factor activity, RNA polymerase II-specific; RNA polymerase II cis-regulatory region sequence-specific DNA binding; protein dimerization activity
Source: RefSeq, a predicted model, not a curated record
AAUAAAACAUUAAGAAACUUGCCCCUUCCUUCUCUCACAGAUCAUUCUAGGGUUCCUGACAAAAAAAACCAAAUACCUUUUCCUCUUUCCAUUUUUGUAGGAUUUUUAAGCUCUUUCUUCUCCUCCCCAUCUGAAAAAUCUCUUCUUUGUAAUCACUCCAAAAAUCUCUUACAUUGAUGAUCUUUUCCUAAUUAAGAAGUUCUUGAAUUCUAAUCUAAACCCUCUCUUCACUUCUUGAAUUUUCUCUGCCGACAUUUAAUUACUCUCUCUUUUCUGAUCUUGUGACAGGCACACGAAAAGAAAAGGGUCAAAAGAGAAGAAAAAUGGUGAGAGGAAAGAUAGAGAUGAAGAAAAUAGAAAACGCGACGAGUAGACAAGUGACUUUCUCGAAAAGAAGAAAUGGUUUGUUGAAGAAAGCUUAUGAACUCUCAGUACUCUGUGAUGCUCAAGUCUCCCUCAUCAUCUUCUCUCAGAGAGGACGGCUUUAUGAAUUCUCAAGCUCUGAUAUGAAGAAGACGAUCGAACGCUACCGCAAGUACACAAAAGAUCAUGAAACCAGCAAUCACGACUCAGAAAUUUACUUACAGCAAUUAAAGCAAGAAGCAAGCCACCUGAUAACAAAGAUUGACCACCUUGAGUUUCACAAACGGAGACUGUUGGGACAAGGUAUUGCUUCUUGUUCUCUAGAAGAGCUCCAAGAAAUCGAUAGUCAACUCCAAAGAAGUCUGGGCAAGGUCCGAGAAAGAAAGGCUCAGUUGUUCUCGGAGCAGGUGGAGAAGUUAAAAGCAAAGGAGAAACAAUUGUUAGACGAGAACGUCAAAUUACAUCAAAAGAGUGUUAUAGAAACAUGGAGAGGAUCGAAUGAACAACAAGAGAAAUGCAGAGUAAUAGAUCUGAAUUUGGAUGUUCAAACUGAUCUAUUCAUCGGUUUGCCAAAUAGACACUGCAGCUAGUACGUACGUAACAUAUUGUAAUAUAUUUUAUGUUUAUUUUAUUUAUCACGAAAUUUGCAAAAGCAUUCAAUAAAGUUGUGAGGGUAAUGACUUGUGAUAAUAACUCUUUAUGUAAUUCUAGUCCUUACUCGAUUAAAAGAGAAUUAUAGUAUAUAUCUACGU